Messenger RNA from Phaedon cochleariae (mustard beetle), 2848 nucleotides. The record is from the annotation of a GenBank genome assembly. Lineage: Eukaryota; Metazoa; Arthropoda; Insecta; Coleoptera; Chrysomelidae.
UGUCAGUUAAUCUGUCAAUGACAAUGGCAAUCCUUUAUUGAUAAACAAUCUGAUACAUAACAAAUAAGAAUUAUUGUCGGUUGACCAUAAAUAUUCUGUUUAUUCCAAAAACUCUUCACAAAUCUACGUUAUUUAUCGUAAUUUGUUAUGAUCUGUGAGACUGAAUCAAGUUUGAAAUCUUUUGGUUCUCAAAUAAUUGCCGAAAAAUCAAUGAACACAGUGGACAACAGAUCUUGCACUAAGCCCACUACUAGGUAUUAUUUUGUGAGAUAGUGCAUGCUUCCUUGAACAAAUCUUGAUGGAAUGGGUAUCCUGGGCGAGUGUGGAGAUAUGACCAACAAUUCACAGUUAUGGUUCAAAGGAGUGCGUAGCUCGAAAUUUCGACACGUCUACGGUGAGCCUGCCAAAAGGGAAAAAUGCUACGACAACAUCCCAAUAACGAAGAACGCUCACGACUCCCAAUUUUGCGCGAUCAAUCCAAAAUUCGUCGCCAUCGUUACAGAAGUGGCAGGAGGCGGUGCAUUCAUCGUGAUUCCCAUCAAUUGCACCGGCAGAUUGGACUUCAAUGCCAGUAGAGUGACCGGUCAUUCCGGCCCUAUUUUGGACAUCAAAUGGAACCCAUUCAAUGACAACGUGAUUGCGUCUUGCUCAGAUGACUGCACGAUCAAACUGUGGCACAUUCCCGAUGAAGGGUUGUCGGUGCACCUCGACGAUUGGCUGGUGGAACUUCAAGGUCACAAGAGACGCGUGGCUUACAUCGAAUGGCACCCGACAGCCGAGAAUAUCCUUUUCAGCGCCGGUUUCGAUCACCUGGUGAUUGUGUGGGACAUUGAAAGGGGCGAAGCUGUCAACGUUAUCGACUGCCAUCGUGAUGCAAUCCAAUCAAUGUCACUCAAUAGAGAUGGUAGCUUACUCGCUACAACAUGCAAAGACAAGAAACUGAGGGUUAUCGAACCAAGAACUGGCAUGGUGAAAUCGGAAGGUUAUUGCCAUUUGGGUUCCAAAGCCAGCAAGGUGGUUUAUCUGGGAUCUACUGGGCGUUUAUUGACCACAGGAUUUUCGCGCCAUUCCGACAGACAGUUUUCCGUUUGGGACGAGAACGAUCUGUCCAAGCCGUUGUUCACCGACACCAUAGACAGCUCGUCCGGGGUGGUGUUCCCCUUUUUCGAUGCCGAUACAAACGUGGUGUAUUUGGCAGGGAAGGGCGAUGGCAACAUAAGAUAUUACGAGAUCACGAACGAGGCGCCCCAUAUACAUUUCUUGAAUCAGUUUCUGUCUGGAAAUCCGCAAAGAGGUCUAGGUGUGAUGCCCAAGAGAGGCGUCAGCAGUUCCCAGUGCGAGGUGUUCCGCUUCUACAAACUCCAUGCGACCAAAGGCGUUUGUGAGCCGAUAAGUAUGAUCGUACCCCGGAAGAAGGACCAAUUCCACGACGAUUUGUAUCCUGAUACCGCCUCCAACAGACCGGCGCUCUCUGCAUCGGAAUGGAUACGCGGGAAGAACGCCAUGCCUGUGCUCGUAUCGAUGAAAACAGGAGAACGACAGACUCUCAAGAUAUCCUCUAUCAAACAGAGUAACUUGAAAUCGCCGGUGACCCCUGCCAUCGACAACAACAAAAGAAAAUUCGCUUUUCUCUCUACCGAAACAGUACCUGACUAUAGACCAAAGGAUUUGAUUACGGAGAAAAAUCAUAAGACGAAUAAUAAUCAAACGACGAAAUUCCAACAGUUGCAACAAAGAUUCAACCACAUUGGAGAUAGCAAUAAAGACAUUCCAUUGAUGAAAGAGAUCAACAGUAUCGGUGACAAUAUACUGACGGAGAAUGAUUUACAACGUGCAUAUCAGGCCCAGUGCGAGGAGGUUAGGAAAUUGAAGAAACAAUUGUCCAACAGCGAGCAGAGAAUUAGAGAACUUGAAGAUCAAUUAAGGAAGUUACUUUAAUAAGCUUCAAUCAAGUAAGUUUUCUUGAACUUGCAAUUCGACCAAUUUGACAAUUCACUUUUUAUUCUAUAUUUUUUAUACAUUUUUAUAUUAGUUAGGUUAUCAAUGUUACCCAAUUUUAGUUUAAGUGUAUCAAAACCAAUGUUAUGUUGUAUGUGAUAAAUUUUAUUGAUUCCCUAUUUAAUUUUUUAUAUCUUUUGAUUAAGUAUAUUAGAUUGGAUGAAAUAGGAGCCACAUGUAAAAAGUGACUCAGAUUAAUUUAGCUUCAUAUUCAAGUAAAGCUUACAAAUAAAAUGAAAAUUUAUACAUCUAGAAAAUUAUGAAAAAUAAUUUUUGUGAUACACUGGUAGGCAUACCAGACGUGUUUGUGCUUAGAUCAAAAUUAUGUAUUUGAAUCAAUUAUUUUUGUAUGAAAAUAUUACAUUCGUAAUUCGUCGAUACUUUUUAAUGUCAUUACUGCACAAAGCUUUAGCUAAUGGUACUGUUCUACAAAAAAAAAUUCUUUCCUUUAACCAGAAAUGAUCCAUAAUAUCUGCUCUCAAAUGUCAUUUCUCAAUUUUGGAAAUGAAUAAAAUUAUAAUAAAUAAAAGGUAUUUUGUGGAAAAAGAAUUUUGCAUUUUUAAAUAGGUGUACCUCCUUUAUUUUCUUGAACCAAGAGUUCUGCUUCGGAAAAAAUGUUUUUUAUCUAUAUAAAAUAUUUUCAUUUUUUUAUAAGUAGUUUUUAUGGAUUUUAAGCAUCACUCACCAAUUUUGGUAAAACAGUACCAAUAUUACGUGCCCUUGUUGUCUAUUUGAAAUUUAUUCUUGAGGCAUUUUAGUGCUACAAUGUAUUUUUGCAAAAUAAUGAUGAUUGUUUCUUUUUCGUACAUAAAUUGAUAAGCUUAUUUCAUUGAAUAAACAAUCAAAUUUG